Molecule: messenger RNA, 1587 nt
Organism: Procambarus clarkii (red swamp crayfish)
Lineage: Eukaryota; Metazoa; Arthropoda; Malacostraca; Decapoda; Cambaridae
Source: RefSeq, a predicted model, not a curated record
AUGCCCACCUACAAUCCCACGCAUCACAAAAUACCCACCUACAAUCCCACGCAUCACAAAAUACCCACCUACAAUCCCACGCAUCACAAAAUACCCACCUACAAUCCCACGCAUCACAAAAUACCAACCUACAAUCCCACGCAUCACAAAAUACCCACCUACAAUCCCACGCAUCACAAAAUACCCACCUACAAUCCCACGCAUCACAAAAUACCCACCUACAAUCCCACGCAUCACAAAAUACCCACCUACAAUCCCACGCAUCACAAAAUACCCACCUACAAUCCCACGCAUCACAAAAUACCCACCUACAAUCCCACGCAUCACAAAAUACCCACCUACAAUCCCACGCAUCACAAAAUACCCACCUACAAUCCCACGCAUCACAAAAUACCCACCUACAAUCCCACGCAUCACAAAAUACCCACCUACAAUCCCACGCAUCACAAAAUACCCACCUACAAUCCCACGCAUCACAAAAUACCCACCUACAAUCCCACGCAUCACAAAAUACCCACCUACAAUCCCACGCAUCACAAAAUACCCACCUACAAUCCCACGCAUCACAAAAUACCCACCUACAAUCCCACGCAUCACAAAAUACCCACCUACAAUCCCACGCAUCACAAAAUACCCACCUACAAUCCCACGCAUCACAAAAUACCCACCUACAAUCCCACGCAUCACAAAAUACCCACCUACAAUCCCACGCAUCACAAAAUACCCACCUACAAUCCCACGCAUCACAAAAUACCCACCUACAAUCACACGCAUCAGAAAAUACCCACCUACAAUCCCACGCAUCACAAAAUACCCACCUACAAUCCCACGCAUCACAAAAUACCCACCUACAAUCCCACGCAUCACAAAAUACCCACCUACAAUCCCACGCAUCACAAAAUACCCACCUACAAUCCCACGCAUCACAAAAUACCCACCUACAAUCCCACGCAUCACAAAAUACCCACCUACAAUCCCACGCAUCACAAAAUACCCACCUACAAUCCCACGCAUCACAAAAUACCCACCUACAAUCCCACGCAUCACAAAAUACCCACCUACAAUCCCACGCAUCACAAAAUACCCACCUACAAUCCCACGCAUCACAAAAUACCCACCUACAAUCCCACGCAUCACAAAAUACCCACCUACAAUCCCACGCAUCACAAAAUACCCACCUACAAUCCCACGCAUCACAAAAUACCCACCUACAAUCCCACGCAUCACAAAAUACCCACCUACAAUCCCACGCAUCACAAAAUACCCACCUACAAUCACACGCAUCAGAAAUACCCACCUACAAUCCCACGCAUCACAAAAUACCCACCUACAAUCCCACGCAUCACAAAAUACCCACCUACAAUCCCACGCAUCACAAAAUACCCACCUACAAUCCCACGCAUCACAAAAUACCCACCUACAAUCACAUGCAUCAGAAAAUUUCCAUCUUGGGCCAGAACCGCCUUGUAUAUUACACACUCCUAUCAAUACACCACCCACAUCCCCGCCUUUCUGGCCGCAGGCUGUUUAAUGCAAAGACUCCUGACCUAUUUCCCUACCAUGCCUACUUUUAACAUUGUGGACUGA